Messenger RNA from Pseudopipra pipra, 10120 nucleotides. RefSeq names its product protein prenyltransferase alpha subunit repeat containing 1 (gene PTAR1). Gene Ontology annotation, molecular function: protein prenyltransferase activity. Gene Ontology annotation, cellular component: cytoplasm. Lineage: Eukaryota; Metazoa; Chordata; Aves; Passeriformes; Pipridae. The transcript has 7 exons. The record is from RefSeq and is a predicted model, not a curated record. Gene Ontology annotation, biological process: protein prenylation. The coding region runs from base 44 to 1336 and encodes 430 amino acids.
GCUGCCCCGGAAGCGUUCGCCGGCCGCCGGGGCCUGCGGGAACAUGGCCGAGUCGCCGGAGGAGGUGGCGGUGCUGGUGCAGCGGGUCGUGAAGGACAUUCGCAACGCAUUCCAGCGCAACCCGCACAUAGAUGAAAUUGGAUUGAUACCCUGCCCUGAAGCCAGGUAUAACCGGAGCCCUAUUGUCCUGGUAGAAAACAAGCUUGGUGUGGAGAGCUGGUGUGUCAAGUUUCUUUUGCCAUAUGUCCACAAUAAACUUCUCCUCUACAAACAAAGAAAACAGUGGCUGAACAAAGAUGAGCUGAUAGAUAUCACGUGUACCUUGCUGCUGCUGAACCCCGACUUCACCACUGCCUGGAAUGUGAGGAAAGAAUUAAUACUGUCUGGCACUUUAAAUCCACUUAAAGAUUUGCAUCUUGGAAAACUGGCGUUAACCAAGUUUCCAAAGAGUCCAGAAACAUGGAUUCAUAGACGAUGGGUGCUGCAACAACUAAUUCAGGAAAACUCCUUGCCAAGUCUCGCGACUAAAGGAAACCUGGGAGCAGCACCUGUGGAGAGAAUUCACCGACUGGUGCAGGAGGAAAUGAAUGUCUGCUCUGAAGCUGCUGGGAGAUAUCCAAGCAACUACAAUGCCUGGUCCCAUCGCAUCUGGGUUCUACAGCAUUUGGCAAAGCUGACUGUCAAGGUUCUCCUUGAUGAACUUUCAUCCACUAAAUAUUGGGUAUCCAUGCAUGUCUCGGACCAUAGUGGAUUUCAUUAUCGCCAGUUCUUACUCAAUUCCUUGAUAGGCAGAACUGUGACUGACAGUAACGUACUGGUAAAUGAACAAAACCCUAACCUUCAGAAGGAGGAGGAGAGUGCAGGGACAGAAGCUGCUUGUGCAGAGGAGCAAAGCGUGGAUCUCCCCCGCCGUUUAGAGGAAGAGAUGGAGCUCUGCACUGAACUGAUUGAUAAUUACCCAGGGCAUGAAACCUUGUGGUGUCAUAGAAGGUGUGUGUUCUACCUUCAACAGCACCUAAGCAACAAAUUUCCUCUUCUGAGUGCAGUGGUAUCAUCUGCGGACAGCAGUGAUGAGACUCUGAAUAAUUCCCACCACAGUCCUGCAACAAGUCACAUGGCUCAAGCUAUGGAUGUUGAUGGUUUGAAUGAAUCCAGCAGCAAACAAGGUUAUACACAAGAAACAAAACGCCUGAAGCGUGCUCCUAUGCAGGACUCUCUUGGUCCAGAAAUGGAAUACCAGUUCAUUGAUAAAGUAUUAUCAACUUGUAGGGAUGUGGACCAAGCCAGGUUUGCUACUGCUUAUAGGAAAUGGUUAGUUAAAUUUUUAAGUCAGUGAAGGAAGUGUUUAAAGCUUUCAGGGUUCUUUUCUUAGUGCAAUAUUCUCUUUUCAGACACAAAUGCAUGUCUUGGUUGCAAGUGUUAGCCAACCCUGUGUUUCUCUCUCUUUUGAUGGUCAGUCCUAAAGUUCAAAUUCAGAGUAGAAGUCUGUCACUUUAUUAGAAACUGGCAUACCUUUUUAUUUACCAAAUGCAGUUUGUUCCUUAAUCUUUUUAAGAAAUCACUAUGUCAGCUUCCUACCACGACAUUUUUUUACUUUUUUUUCUGUGUUAGCUCUGAAUCAUUAGACUUUUUUAAAAAAACAAUAGAGGUAAAAGAAGAAAAGUCUGAAAUGCUUGUGAAACAGUGUUUGAAAAAAGGAUGGGAGAAUCUGUCAGUAACAGCUAAACCUGUUUCCAGGGUGUUCGUCUUUACUAUGUGGUGUCAUGCUAACACCUUAUUGGAUCCAAACGGUAUUCGGUGAGUGCUAUUAUUUUUGUAUUAGCAACCUUUGGUAGAACACCAGACUGAAGUGUUUCUUUCUCAAGGCUCCAGUAACAAUAUUGGAGCCAUCAUGCCUUUUACUGUUUUAACUGGGGUUUUGUUUGCUUGUUAGUUGUCAUGUUAGCUUGAUAGGGAAGUCUAUGAAGUUGAAAUCCUGACACAAGAAAACGUGACAGAAAAUAGUUCAAACACAUCUUCACACACUUAGAGCUAUAUUUGGAAAUACUUUUCUUAAAAUAGACUACCUUCUUUCCUUACUUGGUGUUUAUUUAUUUUAUCUCAACAAUCCAGAAUUAAUCAAACUCGAUAACAUUUCUGAAUGUAUUAUGUUCACUACAGAAUCUCAGCCACCUCAGUCACACUUUGCUGAUUGUACUUAACCAAGACUCUACAAGGCCAAUAUUUGAUGGAGUAAAAACUAAAUCUUCUGACUGGUUGUUGAGACUAUACAGUUAAAAAAAAAGAAAGUGACGGCAGGAGGGAGCCAUCUCUUCCCUUUUGUUCUUUGAGCUUCAGUCUUUGGGGUUUUUUUUAUCUUCUUUACUCUUCCUUAAGAGCUCUUCUCCAACCAUACGUCUCUGUUAACAUAACUGUAAAUUUGAAGGGAAUUUGAAAUUAAAUAUAGUUGUGUAUUCUGUCAUUUCCUUAGAACUUGUAUGCAUAAGGGAUUUUUUACACUAGUAGAAUUGUACUGAUCUAGAGACCAGGUGUAGAAGUCUGUUCGAUGACAGCAUGGCCUCUUUUAAAAUCAGUCUAUUCACUGAGGGGAUUCAAUUUUCAAGUUAGUGUCCUCAUCAGAAUUGUUGUAUAUAUCUCCUGGCCAAAAUGCCUCUUGACCAUGAUGAAGUUUCAAGAUGCUGUUUCUGUUGCACAGAGAGAGAAACAAUGAGGGAGGAAAAACACAGGUAGCCUGCUCAAAAGGUAUCAUUUCAAAUGAAAAAAAAGGCACUUGAAAUAUGGAAUUUCAGCACUUCUAAAUAGUUUGAUGAAUGGGGUUUACUCUUGCAUUUCAGAAUGAAAACAGACCAUCUGUAGUCUUGGAGAGUAUGUUUGUGACGCAUUUCAGGUGCAGAAUAGCUAACAAAGACAUUUCUAUAUGUAUACACUGUUACUGUUCUGUUUACAGUACCUAGAUAAGAUUGAUCUAGGCUUGAGCAUCUCCAUGUUGAAGUUUUGUCUCAGAGGGCAUCCACAGCUGCCUCUCUGUAGCUAGGGAUGUUUGGUCAUUUGUUUUGAAGUGCUCUGGGAUGCUGUCUUGGUUGAUGGUUGUAGUUGCAGAAGAACAUAGUUGUUCUCUGAAGGAGGUGUGGGAAUGGCUUGAGAGGAUAAUAUUGUCAUAAGAUGUUGCCUCUGUGAUCACUAAUAAAUGGGUAGGUUCAGGUACAAAUGGAGUCUGAACUUAAAGAACUUAACUUGAGCAACAACUUUUACCUAUCUCAGAGGACCUGAUAUUCCUUGAGUAUGGAUGAUAUAUUAUGUAUGGUAGCAUAUGUCAGCUUGAUUAACAAUAUCCCAUUAAUUAACAGUAUCCCAUUAAUGACUAGUGCGAACCCGGAAAGUGUGAAAUCAAGUAUUAAGGAUCACAUUCUUGGUCCUGGGCUACUUAGUAAUGUAGUUGUGUGUUGUUUGCCUUGGCAAAAAUUUGUGAGAAAAAUAUUAGUGAUAGGAGCAGCCUCAGAAGUGGGAACAUGAUAAGAAAUAUUUCUUGAACUAUGGAAAGGAAGAGAUGCUCUCUUCUUGCACUGGAAUGAUUGAGAUUGAGGCUUUUAGAGGAAAAUAAUAUUAGAAUCUGACUUGAAACCUAUUAUAUACUUCUUCCAUACUGUAAUCUGCAGUCUUAGUUAGCUUUAUUAGAGCUGUACUGUGGAAGUUCUAUGCUACUGAAUUUGACAAUCUUUCCACCAUAAACAUUUAAACAGAUGCUCUCGUAAUACAUGUGUAAGUGGUGCAUACUCAUAGGAAGACAAGACUUGGUCCUAUGUAACUGAACAGAGUUGCAUUGAAUUUUAACACUUGGAAAAUGUUCUGAAUACUCUGAUUAGAGAUGGUGCUGAUAUUUUUAUUACUUUUGCAAAACACUGAUGGCUGUAGUAUAGCUCUUAAGAGUGGAUUUUCAAAGUCUACACCUGAUGGAAAUACUCCCCCACACUUUCUUUUUUUUAAAUCCAGUAAGAAUAGUUACGUUUAGAAAUGUUUGCAGACCAGGCUCUGCCACACAGAAAACUGAACAGUAACAGUGAAAUUGAAACAAAUCAUGUUUUUUUGCUUUGAAAGAAAUGCAAACAAUAAGCUGUUAAAUUCAAGCUUUAAUUUUUUUAUGGUAGCAAUAUAAAUUAUAUGAAAGAAGAAAAUAAUAUCUAAAUUCUUCAAGCUGUCAAUGUCCUGAAGCCUCAUACAUUAAAUGAUUGAAGAGGUACUUGUAACAAGUUGCAUUAAGCUCAGAACUGAUCUUUGCCACAUACCUAUCUGGCCAUUUGGCAGUAUUGCAGAGUCCCAUUGGGCGCUGCUUGAAAAAAAAGAGAAGUAGCUUCAGUCCAUUGGUAGUUAACACAUAUAAAGGUUACUGAAUACGCUUUCUUUAAGUGAGGUGUAUCAGCUGUUUUGUGUUUUGGAGAUCAGAAACUAAAAAUGUAGUCAGUGAACAUUCUUGGGGAGAAAAUGUCCAACAGAAGCUGCAGAAUACAAGACUUUUACUCUCUGAAGUUCUCUCAAAUAUAAAACCAAACUUUGCACAUCUGUAAACAUCUUCAUGUAAUGUUCAGCAUCUUUCCUGAUUUUGUCAUAUGCUGUAGUAUGUGUCAUUUGAAUUGAUGUGGGCUGUUUUUGCUCACUGGAUUAGUCUUUGUAGAAAUUUGUACUAGAAACAAAGGGGUUUGAGGAACAAAUGUAAUUUAAAACUACAGAGAUUGGAAUAGAAGGAGUUGCAUUCUUAAGGGAUUGAAUUCUGAGCUGCUAAAUACAUUGACUGUUAUUUCAAUGACAUUUGGUUUGUCUUGUGUGUUACAGUCACUGGAGAAACGUGCAGCAUUAAAGAUAGCUACAAUAACAAACCUGUAUGACUUUAUUGGAACGCAUUGCUAUAGCUGCACUGAUUAAUAUUUGUUAAUCUAUUCAUGUCUGCAUAUUUGUGUUUUAUUGACUUCUUAUAUAUUUAUACAACAAAGUUCAUGUGUCAUUCAAAUAGGGGAUAAGCUAAAUUGUCAGUUUAUACUAUUUGAUUAAUUACCUUAUAUGUACUUUGCUUUAGGACAAAUUAGCAAAGUGUAAUAUAGAUAGAAAACUUAGAUUUUUGUCUUACAAUCAAAAUUUCUGGCAUUUCCAAUUUUGUGUUAGUGCUGCUUAAUUAGAAUGUAUAGCUAGACUUUAUGGAUGGGAGUGAGGUUUUUUUCCUAAAUAGAUAAUUAAUGAAUUUUUAAAACAGUACUGUAUAAUAUUGAUGGAUAGAAACAAAGAGUUUUGGAAGGGUUUGUCUGCAUAGCCAGACUCAACAAGCAUACUCUUUCAGAAUAACAUAUAAUACAAUGAACAAAAUGUGACUACCAGAGAAUAAUUUAAGUUGUGAGUCUUCAGAGAUUUAAUGAUUUAAUUUUUGGACAAGGUUUUUUGCUUAGCUGUAUUUUACCUUCUGUGAGGAAAGAAUGCUGUUUUGUUUUUUUUUUUUUUCAAUCUAGUAGGACAUGAACCAUUGCACUUACAGUGUGGGGGAAAACGCCCACAACUGCUGAAUUGUAUCUUGUAGGGCAGUUUUGGGAAAAGCAGUGAAGUGAAACAUAGAUGUGACUUCUAAAUGCAUCUUUCUCUUAUACUCAUUUGGUGGCGUAUUUACAAUUAGAUCUUACUGUUUUAUCAGUGUCAGAUACAGAGGAAAGGGUGUAACUCACCUAUUCUCAAAUGCACUUAGCAUUCAAAGUAGUUUCAAAGGAAGUUCAGUGUCCCUGUCUAAGAUAAUUUUCCUUCUAUUUUUCCCCAUAUGCUCAGAGGUAUGUUUUCUUCUCACCUUCUUCUCUGUUCUUCCAAGCAGCAAAGAAGAAUGUAGCAAAGCGUUGGUGAGGUGGCCUAAUUUUGUGUUUAUAUAACUCUGACUACCUCCCAAGAAGUACUUUGACUGAUGUCCUUAAGUGGAGUUCAUCAGGCUCAUGUUUUUCAGAACCUCAUGCUAGGCCUAUAUUCUCUUUCAGAUGUGAAAAGCAAGAGCUUUUUGAAGCCAUCUAGUUUCCCAGGGUGAGUUUGAAGGAGAAAAGAUAAAAAGAUCAUAUACUUAAAGUUGGAAAACCUAGAAUUAGCAUAACUUUUCAUUAGUCUUUUCCUCUGAAGAAGCAAAAUAUUGCUAAAAAAUGGAGGAAAUAUGUGCUUCCAGGGAAUUCAUUGUAUUACUCUUUCAAAUUACAGACCUGACACUUCCUAGUGGCUUUUACUUAGUGUGUAAUGUUACUUCUCAGGGCAUAGUCUACUGUAGUGAAUUAGAGUACAUUUUUACUAUUUAUAAUUAUUGAUUUAAAAAAAAAAAGACAGCUAAACAUGUAAUAACUGCCUUUUAUUUUUAUUUUUUUUUUGUCUAGCAUAGUAUUUUAUAUCUACCCAGUGAUUUGCAGUAGAGCUUACCAUUUUGUUAUUCUCUAUCUUAAAUUGCUGUUGCAGGCUUGCAGGAAGCUCCUGUCAGCUGCAGAAUGUCCUCUCUGAGUUCCCUAGUACUAUUCAGUAGAAUAGUCAGUAUCUCAAAGGGGUAUGUUGUAAUGGUGGAGAAGUGUUUAACAGUAUCUGUGUUGAUUCACCAUACAUCUUAGAUUUAAUAUUUUUAAAUCUUUUGUUAGGACUAUGAAUGCUAGAACUGCAAAAGCUUUUUUAAUAGCUGCCAGACUCUUAUGUACAGCAGAGUUAUUCUGACAAGCAGAACUCUUAACUGAAGUCCAGUUUAUUAAACAUCUUUAUCUGCACCAUCUGGAACAUGCUGUAAAUCCUAUUGUAUAAACAGAGGUGGGAAGACCCCACAGUGAGGUGCCUGUUUUGUUCACAGGACAUUUUCUGAACAGAAUAUAAUUAUGAUGAAACAAAAAGCUUUUCUUGGAUGAGGUACACCUUUAUGUUCAUUGUGAAUAAAGUUAUGAAAUUGGUACAUCAUUAAUACAUUAAGAUUUUCUGAAUGCUGCGUAUAAUGGGUAGAUAAAGGGACUGGGCUUUUUUCUUAACAGGGUAUUUAUUACCUGUUAUUUAAAAAAGUAAUGUAAACGAUACAAGGUACCAGAUUUUGGUUUUAGAAGGCAAAAUAUAUUUAUACCUACUGUGUUUAUUCCCUUUUGUAGCAGUUUUUCUUUUUUGAAAUGGAUGCAUUUAAAACUGGGUAGUCAUCUUGAAAAGUGCUCUUGGGAAUGUCCUCUUUACUUUCAUAUAAUCGAAAUAAUAGAUGUCUUAAGUAGUUGUAAGUAGUAUUAAGAUCCAAGGUAGUGACAGCACUACAGUGUUCAAGUGAGCCAUUAAACACUAAUUUUGUAAUACUGUCACGUUCAUUGAAUUACUAUUCUAUUUAGGGAAGUGCUUAUUUUAUCAAGAUAUGUGCAAAAAAUAUUUAACUCUCACAGCUUUCUUAUUAAGGGGAUAUACAGCUAGUUUUAAACAUAAUAUUUUGCAAUAUAUUUUCUAUGAAAAAUUCUCAGAUGCACAGUUGUGACCAUUGUAAAUCUUAUGUAGGUUUCCAAGAUAAAUUAGAGAAUUGGUAAAUUUUGUAGCAGAAAGAAUAAAAUUAUGACAGGACUGUCAGACACUGGAAAGUAAUCUGCUAAAUGACCGGUGUUCUACAGGAUAGUGAAUGUAAAGCAUUAAGUUUGUUUUUCACUGGUCUUACUUUGUCAUAGGAUGAAUUCCUAUCAGAUGGGGAUUGUUUUCUUUCUUUUGUAAUCAGUAAAGAGCUUAUUUGUGAAUAAAUUAUCUAUAUUUAGUCUCCCACAGUAAGUGUGCAUGUAUGUGUGAAUGAAUGGAUGGCGGAACUGUAUUUAUGUCCUGUGAAAACUGCAAAAAUCUCCCACAUUUGGCUAUUUUUAUAUAGCACUGGUGAUCUGCAACCAGACUCUUCCAUGAAGGAUCUAAGUCUGAAUCUAGCAGGAUCAGUGCCAGUGCCAGGCUGUUUGCUGAAAGCAAUGAGAUCUCUUGCUUCCCCUCUCUGUCUUACUCCACCUAAUUUUCAUGAUACUUGGGCAAAUGUGUGCACACACCAAACAAAUCAUUAUUGGUGGUGUAGGAAGUGUUUGAGACUGUGAAAGAGUUUGUAAGGUCUUGCAAGCUAGGACGACUGGGCAGCGCUCAGCCAAUGACCUGCCUGGGGGGAUACCUUCCAGGAGUCCUCCAGAAAGGAAAUGAAUAGGCAUGUUUUGGAUGAAGUGCUUUAGCAUCACAGGAGGCUGAGAAAAGUAUGUCAGACACAAACUAGCAACUUGAAUUGGUAUUUGAAUACAAACAACAACUAGUCUUUUUGGUACUUAAUUUUCAAUAUUUUUGCAUGUUCUUUUUAUAAAAAUAAAUCACAUCAAAAAUAUUUUUGGAAUUACUCUUCAUUUUGAAUGCCUUCUGAUUUCGAAUUACUGGAUUUGAGAGCUUUCCUUAAAGGGAUCGAUUUUAUUGGAAAAUGCUAGCACCUUUCCUUCUCCUCCUAGACAAUGUGAUUCAUUCUAAAAUGAGCACCUAAAAUCAUAGAGCACUACUGAAGGUAUUGCUUGUCAUCCUAAAUGCAAAGUGUAAAAAUGCAAGGACAUGUUUUACUUAUACACUUUUUUUUUCCUCUUACUAGCUGCUAGGUAGAGGGAGUAUGUAAGGAAGCCCUGAAUCGAUAAGGACAAUCUUUUACUUAAUUUGGAUGUUCAUUAAAUCAGAAAGCUUAAAGGAAGUAAUAAACCCUCCAGUUUAUUUUACAGGAUCUGGUUAUAAAUUUGUUUUUAAUCUGGAUGCUUUAUUUUUAUGUCUGUUAGUGUGAGUGAUGAAACUCUCACUGACUUCAUUGACAUAGGAUCAGGCCAUGCUACGGAGGGGGUAUUAGCCACUGUCUGAUAGCCAGGACAUAUUUAAUGUGAUCAAUUUUAAGCGACUUCUUUGUCUUUAAAGAAUUGUCAUAUUAAUGGCUUCGGUGAAGAAAAGAACAGUUAGGGUAGUGUAUGCUCAUCAGCACUGUGAAAAAGAAGCUGUUAAGGCUGUGGAAUGUUUUAGUUUUAAAAGGGCAGCUAGAGAAAAAUGAAGGGUACUACAGGGUAUCAGUAGCUGAGAAAGCUUCCUUGUCCUCUCUCUUUUUUUUUUCCCCCCUCUAUUUUUAUCUCCCUUCUCUCCCACCUCUGCCCCCCCCAGCCAUUCCCCCUCUUCUCUCCCCUGCCCCUUGUGCUUUUUUAAAUCUUUUCUAGUGAUAGAAGGUUUCAUACAAUAUGCCUGUGUGCAAACCAAGGUAACACUUUAGUUUUGGAAAUAUUGCAUAUCAAUAGCAUACAGAUAGAUGCCCGAGGUUUAUGCAAGAUAUUUAGGGAUGACUGGUAAUCUUUUAAGUGGCAUGUGAUAAUUGAUGCAAUAUUGAAGGGGGAAAGUCUUAAUAAAUAGUGAUGGCCUAAGCAUUGCUGUUCUCCAGGCAUGCUGUCUACAUUUAUAAUCAACAGUAAACUGCACAUUUGUCACCCUUUCAUCUCACAAAUGCUUAUAACUAGGUAACAGCAAAUUUACCUUUUAAAAUAUAUCUACAUAAUGUUGAUUUGAGAUGUUCUACAAUUAUUCGUUGUUAUCUAGUACUAGAUAAUUCUCACCACACCUUUAGUCCAUCUUCAGUGGAACCUAGCCAAGUAUAAAUGGUUAUAAAUCUAGUUUUGCUGUGAAGGGAAGUUGAAAUUCCACCAUAUAAAACAUGCAUUUUCCUGAUGUUUAUUAAGAAACAUAGAAGGGCAUCCUAGCACUACUUUCCUGUUGUGCACACUGAGUUUUACAUUGUUUAUCUCAAAUAUUUUGUAUUGCAUGUUAAUUAAGUUUUUUCAUAUCCUAGUAGUACAAAAUUAAUUACAAAAUAAUAAGAGGCACCCUUACAGUUCUAGCUAUUCUAUGCAGAUGUCUUCCAGAAUUUACAGGUACAAUUUUAGUGGUGGUGGUUAGUAAAUAGAUUUUUUCACUUAUUUAUUGGCAGACUUGUUUUUAUAUGUAUUAGUGACAAAAUGGACUAAGCACCGCUGUAAGUUAUUGUAUUUCUGUAGAAAAUGGAAAAUAGUGUAAGAUUGUUUUUGUUAAAUGUUGGCAGUUUAUAAAUAAACUUGUCAUCUCCUAAAAACCUUGUUUUCUGACAACA